Messenger RNA from Aplosporella prunicola CBS 121167, 1386 nucleotides. RefSeq lists its product as uncharacterized. The coding region runs from base 1 to 1386 and encodes 461 amino acids. The transcript has 2 exons. Gene Ontology annotation, molecular function: acid phosphatase activity. The record is from RefSeq and is a predicted model, not a curated record. Lineage: Eukaryota; Fungi; Ascomycota; Dothideomycetes; Botryosphaeriales; Aplosporellaceae.
AUGGCCUUCCUCUCGCUGGGUUUCUUGGCCCUCGCCCUGGCCACCACUGCCCAGCAGACCAACAGCAGCAGCUGCGACACCAUUGAGCAGGGCUACACAUGCUCGCCCGAGAUCUCCCACUACUGGGGCCAGUACUCGCCGUACUUCAGCGUGCCGUCCAACAUCUCGGCCGAUAUCCCAGAGACCUGCACCCUGACCUUCGCGCAAGUGCUAUCCCGGCACGGCGCGCGCGACCCCACUUCGGGCAAGACGACCAAGUACAACGACACAAUCAGCAAGAUCCAGCAAAACGCGCAGAGUUUCGCGGGCAAGGCGGCCUUCCUCAAGGACUUUACAUACGACCUUGGAGCGGACGAGCUGACCGCGUUCGGGGAAACGGAGCUGUACAACUCGGGCGUGAAGUUCUACGAGCGGUACCAGGCGCUGGCGCGGGGGCACAGGCUGUUCGUGCGGGCGUCGGCGCAGAGUCGCGUCGUGGCCAGCGGACAGCACUUCACCGAGGGCUUCCACGCGGCCAUGCAGGCGGACAAGGCCGCGAACCGCUCCGCCGACUUUCCGUAUGAUCUGCACCCCGUUAGUGAGGCCGAGGACCAGAACAACACCAUGAGCCACGCGCUGUGCACCGCGUUCGAGAACGAAGACGACGACGCCAUUUCCGCGCGCGGCCAGGGCAUCUACUCGGACCUGGUGUUCCCGGCCAUCACCGCGCGCGUCAACAACGAGAUCCUCCCCGGCGCAAACCUCACCCAGAAAGAAACCUCCUACCUCAUGGACCUAUGCCCCUUCUACACAGUCGCAGACCCCUCGGGCGCCCUUUCCCCCUUCUGCGCCCUCUUCACCGAGCACGAAUGGAAACAAUACGACUACUACCAAACGCUAGGCAAAUACUACCACUACGGGGCGGGCGACCCACUGGGGCCGACACAAGGCGUGGGCUACGCAAAUGAGCUCGCAGCGCGGCUCACGCGCUCACCCGUCCAAGACCGCACGAGCAGCAACCGCACGCGCGACGCGGACCCAGCCUUCUUCCCACUCGGCGCCAACGACCGCCUGUUCGCCGACUUCUCGCACGACAACGACAUGACGGCUGCGUUUUUCGCGCUCGGGCUGUUCAAUGCGACAGAGCCGUUGACGCCGGAGCAGCGCGCGGAGCCCGCGCUGACGGCGGGCUAUGCGAGUGCGUGGACGGUCCCGUUUGCGGCGAGGCUGUAUGUGGAGGCGUUUAGGUGUGCUGAGGGGGAGGAGGAGUACGUCCGCUUUGUGCUGAAUGAUCGCGUGCUGCCGCUGGGUUGCGCGGAUGAGAAUGGUGCUUGUAAGCUUAGCGAGUUUGUGGAUGGUUUGGCGUUUGCGCGGAGUGGUGGGAAGUGGGACCAGUGUUUUGAGUAG